AUGUCAUUAUUUAAAAUUAAAACUAUCACUAUUGAUCAUACUGAAAAAAACAUCAGAAUUUCAAGAUCAGUUACUAUUAAUGAAAAUAGUGAUAGAUAUAUUUGUAUACCAGAUGAAAUUAGUAAUGAAGAAAGUGUUGAAAUUUUAGAUAGUGUUGAGAAUGGUUCAACAUUAUUACACUCUGAGAAACCAUCAUUUCCAGAAGAUUUAAAAUAUUUUAAAAAUAAAAAAUUUAAAAUUCAAAUGGUUGAAGGUAAUCAUAUUGUUGGUAAAUUAAUUGAAUCAAGUAAUGAAACUAAAUCAAUUACUUUAAAUGUUGAAUCUUAUCAUUCUUUUAAAAGUGAUAAUUCAUUACCAAAUGGUAUGAUUAAAUUAGAACAUUCAAAAAUUUUAUCAUACUUUUUAUUAUCAUCUGAUAAUGAUAAUAAUAAUAAUAAUAAUAAUAAUAAUAAUAAUAAUAAUAAUAAUAAUAAUAAUAAUAAUAAUAAUAAUAAUAAUAAUAAUAAUAAUAAUAAUAAUAUUAACAAUGAUGAUUUCUAUAUUAAAAAUAAUUGUGAAAGAAUUACAAAAAUUGAAAUUAAUAAUAAUAAGGUUAAAAGAGAUAUAAUUGUAAAUUAUAAUAUUCAUAUUCAAAAACAUGGUGCAGAAUUUGGUCAUUUUAUUCACUUGGUUAAAGGUUUAAAAUGUGGUAAACAAUUAUAUUGUAAAGCAAAUUUAAAAGAUGAUUUACCAAUUACAAUUGUAACAGAAUAUAAAUGGAAACCAUUUAUAGAUAUUGGUUCAAGUGAUAAUGUACAACUUAGAAUUAAAACAUUGGCUGAAAAGAAAAAAGUGAUUUAUAAAAUUGAUAAUUUGAAAUGUUAUAAUAAUAUCACAACUAAUAUUCAAAUUAAUAAAUUUCAAACAACUGCAAAUCGUGCAAUAUUGGUUUAUCCAGGUGGUCCACUCCAAGUAUCAAUUUACUUUAAAAAUAAUUCAAAAUUAUUUUUAACUAAAACUAGAUGUAAAUUAAUUCAAAAUGAUUUAAUUGAAAAUGAAAAUGAAAAUAAAGAACAAACUGAUGAUGACGAUGAAGAUGAUGACGAAGAUGAAGAUGAGGAUAGUGAUGAGGGUGACGAUAUUGCUUUUAAUUCUCCACCAUCUGAAAUACCACCUAGUAUCAGCAGUGUCAGUAGUAAUAGAAAUAAUAAUAAUAUUAACAUUAAAACUAGUGCAAAUCCAAUAAGAAGAAAUGUUAAUUCGGGUUUAUUCGCUUGCCAAUUAUUAGGUAUUGUUAAACCAAAUUCAAUUGGUAUUAUUUCAUUUCUUAUUCCAACUGAAAAAUUAAAACUUUUUAAAGAUAUUGGUCAUCAAGCAUUAUUUGAAACAAGAGGAAAAGAAUCAAAUAUUAAUCAAAUUAAAGUAUCAAGUGUUUUCACAAUAUUAGAGACUGAAACAUUAAAUAAAAUUACUUAUCAAGUUGCAAAUAUUAGUCAACAUUCAAUUAAACUCAUUAUUUACACUGGUUAUGGUAUUAUUGGUACUGAAACACCAUUGAAUGAGUACACCAAAGUAUUAAUAACACCAACUAUCAAUGAAAAUAAUAACAACAACAACAAUAGCAAUAGAGUCAUUGAAAAGAUUGAUGAAACUUUAUAUUUAAUUCAAAAUUGUGUUGGUUUUUCAAUUGUAAACUUUGAAUUAUACAAUUCAAAAUGUAAACAAUUAAUGACAAAUUCAAGAUUACCACAAGAUGCAUUGAAUCUUUUAAAUAAUAAUGGUAUUUCAAUUACAUAUUCUCCAAAUUUAUUUAAAUGUCAUGAUUUAACACAUUUGGGUAGAAGUGCACAAGAUUCAUUAUUCAAAUUUUUAGGUUCAAUAACAUUGGAAGAUAAAACAUCAUCAUACUUUAAUAAACCAUAUUUACCAGCUCCACUUACAAAUUAUUUAUUUGAUCAAACAAUUUCAUCAAAAUCCUCUGGUACUAGUGUACUCUCAAAUAUGGUUAGUUGUAAUCCUCGUGCUUUAAAAUUAGGUUUAUUUGAUAGUGAAAAUCCACAAUCACAACAAAAUGAUAAACAUAACAACACCAACAUUCCAAGUAGUUCAAAAUAUAGUAGCAGUUUUAUUGAGGGCACUUUUAGUUCAAGAGAAGACAAUCAUUCAAAAAAGUCUUCACGCAUCAUAUCUUAA
Molecule: messenger RNA, 2172 nt
Organism: Dictyostelium discoideum AX4
Lineage: Eukaryota; Evosea; Eumycetozoa; Dictyosteliales; Dictyosteliaceae
Exons: 2
Coding region: 1-2172 (723 amino acids)
Source: RefSeq, a predicted model, not a curated record